UACACGCGAGGAAGGCGAAGCGGCGGCGAGGCGGCCAUUGCUGCUGCUGCGUGGUUGGGCUGCGAGAGAGGGUGUGUGUGUGUGUGUGUGAGGAUGGGGGCGGAGGCGGCGGUGAGGGUGCUGGUGGUGGACGACUCGCCGGUGGACAGGCGGGUCGUGGAGCUGCUGCUCCGGGCGCACUGCUGCGGCGGCGGCGAGGCGGCGCCCUUCCACGUGACCGCCGUCGACAGCGGCAAGAAGGCCAUGGAGCUGCUCGGCCAGCGGCGGAACCAUCUCGGCCCUUCCUCGCCGGCGGCGGCCGCUGACGGCGCCAGCGAGGAAGCCAUCGACAUCGUGCUGACUGACUACUGCAUGCCGGAGAUGACAGGAUACGACCUUCUCAAAGCCAUCAAGGCGUUGAGCUCUCCGAAUCCGAUCCCGGUGGUGGUCAUGUCGUCGGAGAAUGAGCCCCAGAGGAUCAGCAGAUGCUUGACAGCCGGUGCUGAGGAUUUCAUCCUAAAGCCCCUCAAGAUCAAUGAUGUCCAGCGUCUCCGAAAAUGCUCCGGCGUCCGGCCGAAGGGCAGCGCGGCAGCGGCCGCCGUCGCCGCCGCUGACGAUGACCGGUGCAACACCCUGAGCAGCAGCAGCACCACCACCAGGAAGAAGAUGGCUUCAGAUCACACGGCCAAGAAGGUGGCUGCCACUCCGGAGCAGCAGAGAUCACACUUGGCAGGCCUAGCCAUGGUGAUGAAUGCCUCCAGCUUCGAGGUGUCACACUACUUCCAGAUCAUCUUCAAGUUCAUCCUGCUCGCCUACGCGGUGCUGUGCCUGAGCCAUCUCCUCCACAGAUGGUCCAAUGGCAGCCUCCUCUCCCUGUGGUGCGCAUGAAGACCAGAUUGAUUUCCGUUAUCGAAAAAGGAAGUGAAAAAGAAAGAAAAAGAUCGAUGAAACUCAGUGGCAUAGAGUGGAUUUAUCCGAGACAACUAAAAACAAUCUUCAAGCACACACAGAAGUUCAACUAAAUUGGAUGAAUGAUGAUCUCCUCCCAGCUAAAGCUGUAACAACUCAAGCUCAGGGAUAAAAGCAUAUGGCUGCCGUUGCUCUUCUCCCAGCUAUAUUCCCAACAGCCAUGCAUGCAGCAGCUCAGCUAAAGAUCUUUCUACUUAAUUUUCUCUAGGCAGUAGAUUGUUACUAUUUGUUUCUCAAGAGAUUAUUCUAACCGGGUUAAUCAUUCAGAGUUUAUUUAUGUGGUAGUAGAUUAAUUAAUUAUUUUGCUGAAGAGAGAGAGAGAGAGAGAGAGAGAGAGAUCAGAACGAUCAAACUGGCUGAGAUAAUCCCCUCCUCUCCUCUCCUCUCCUCUCCUUCCAAUUUGCUCAUUUGUAUAAAGAACGCAUGAUUUGAGUGGGCAUCUGAUGUCGUUUU
Molecule: messenger RNA, 1401 nt
Organism: Oryza brachyantha (malo sina)
Lineage: Eukaryota; Viridiplantae; Streptophyta; Magnoliopsida; Poales; Poaceae
Product: two-component response regulator ORR2-like
Exons: 6
Coding region: 94-867 (257 amino acids)
Biological process (GO): cytokinin-activated signaling pathway; phosphorelay signal transduction system
Source: RefSeq, a predicted model, not a curated record